AUGGAAAGUUGUUCUUCAUGGAACUACACUGGUUUUGGUUCUGGAGCAUCAGAAUAUUUUGGUAAAAUAGAAUUUGUAGAAGCUCGAAAACAAAUUCUAUCUCUCACUGCUUCCUUAAAGACAAAAACAUCUAAAAACGAAUUUAGAGAUGGAUGCUUAAAAUUGGCUGAUUAUCUAAUUAAAAUAAAAGAUAAACCUCCAGAUUAUACUAAUCCAAAACGUUGGGUACCAGUACUUAGAAAUUAUUUUGGACAUAAAUUUAAGGAGCUUAGUCAACAUGGAGGUUGUCCUAUGAUUUUUGAACAAAAAGAUAGAGAUCUGUUAGAAUUAAAAUAUGAUGCACUAGACUUCUGUGAAAUUAAUAAAUCAUAUCAAAAAAAACUAAAUGCCUUCAAAAAAAGAGGCAGUAGCACAUAUAAUUGUAAUAAUGACGCCAAAUGUAUAAGUGAAUGUACAGAAUAUAGCACUUGGUUUAUAAGCAAGAAGAAAUAUUUUGAGGAAAAGAAAGGUCUCACUAGUGAAAGUUGCAUAUUUAAAAAUACAUCAUCACAGUUUCCAGAAAAAACAUGCAACAUACUAAAUCCUAAAACAUUUAAUAAACCUCCUCAAUGCUUAUUACCGGAACCGGUUAUACCUAGUCAACCUCCACUUAAAGAAAAAGAUUUAAGCCCACCAAAUGUAUAUCAGAUUAAAUCCGAAGAUUUACCUGCAACUCAAGAACAAAGUACAUUUCAAGGGAAACUCCCAACUGAUAGAGGAUCUGAUAAUUCACGUGAUAUAGCAUCUGGUAGGUCACCUAAUAGAGCAUCCGAAGAUCCACCUCAACUUCAAACAUCAUCCGAAGACAACUCUGAGGCAAGUUUAACUAAGUUAACAGAAGAUACACAACAUAGACAUCCUGAAAUAACCAAUGUUCCUGUAUUUUCGACACCUGAACAGAAAACAACACAGGAUUCUGUAUAUCAACCUCCAGUUGAUCAAGAUUCAAACACAGAAGGUGGUAUUAAAACUACAUCCGUAGUUAAUGAAGUAUCACUUCCUAAAACCUUUCAAUCUACUCCUUUAGACCCUAAGGUUCAAGGUCCAGUAGUAAAUUCACAUAGCCCAUACAUAUCAUCAUUUUUAAUAACAUUUCUAAUUAUUAUUGUGUCUUCUCUUUUUAUUAAAUAUGUUCUAAUGGGGAAGUUUAAAAAAAAGAAAAAUAUAAGAAGACAAGUUAAAUUCCUCAAAAUACUACUACCUUCUAAUUCUAUCAAAAAAGACAUAUUUUUAUCAAAUGAUCACUUGGAUCAGCCAAUACAUGAUGAUGAAGAAAUCAUAAAAAAACUAAAAAUACAUGAACAUAACACUAUAAAAAAUACAAAUAUGCCAAAGAGAAAAAAGGACAGAUCAAAAACCAUUAUAGAAGUACAUAUGAAAGUACUCGAAGAAUUUCGAAAUGAACAAUGGGCAUUAAGCAAAAAAGAAUUUUUAGCAAUAUGUCUAGAAGUAUACGCAAAUGAGGAAUAUAGAUCUCAUCCUAAUUUAAUAAAUUAUAAUAAAGUGGAAAAUAUUAAAUAUAGCACUGAUACUAAAGAAAAAGGAAUUCUGUGGAAUAAAUGGAUAGAAAAACACAGAAAUAUUUCUAAAAAACUGGAAAAAGCAGAUUGGUUUAAUCAUUUGAAAAAUGAAUGGAAAAAAGAAAUGGAAGAACUAAACAAGAAAUAUUCAAACGAAAAUGAAAAAGUUUCAUUUUUAGAAAGAGAAAAAGUUAUAUGGAGACAGUGGAUAUCAAACAAGGGUAAAAUUGUAGAACAAAAUAUGGAAGAGGACUGGUUUAAGGGAUUAACAGAUGAAUUUAAUAAUAUAUUGGGUGAAUAUGAAAAUGAAGAAACUAAAAGUAGUGUAUCAUUAAUAAAUAUAGAAGAAAUGGCACACAACAAAAGUUGUGAAGAAUUAUACAAAUAUAUUAAAAAAAAAUUACUAGCAAAACUGUGUAUACUUGUAUUUAUGACGAUAUUAGAGGAAUGCAAAAAAGAGGAGCGUAUAGAAAAUAGGGAAUCAUAUUUUGAUAAUUUCAUAAAUGAAUGUAAGUCAGAAGAAAACUCAGAUAGAAAAGAACAAAUCAUAGAGGAUAUAAGAGAUACUAACUGCAAUAUUUUGGAGAGUGGUAAAAAUAAUAAAAUACAUGAUGAUAAAGGUGAAAAAUGUUUUAGAGAGAACAUAGAAGAUUGGAUAAGAGAAGAUGAUUCAUAUUCAAAUUCUACUAUAAAUAAUAAUAUUGUAGGAAAAUCCGAUGAUAUAAUAGAAAAAUACAUUUCAUAA
This is a messenger RNA of Plasmodium malariae, 2304 nucleotides long. Its product is annotated as STP1 protein. The coding region runs from base 1 to 2304 and encodes 767 amino acids. The transcript has 4 exons. Lineage: Eukaryota; Apicomplexa; Aconoidasida; Haemosporida; Plasmodiidae. The record is from RefSeq and is a predicted model, not a curated record.